Molecule: messenger RNA, 1710 nt
Organism: Penicillium griseofulvum
Lineage: Eukaryota; Fungi; Ascomycota; Eurotiomycetes; Eurotiales; Aspergillaceae
Product: DUF4048 domain-containing protein
Exons: 2
Coding region: 1-1710 (569 amino acids)
Source: RefSeq, a predicted model, not a curated record
AUGGAGAGUCUUCCGGGAGCGGAGAGCUUAGUCCAUGGUCCAUUUCCGGACCAAACGGACUCUGCUUCCGAGCAGGCCUCCCAUUCCAAUCUCUCACGCUCAUCAUCUCUCGUUCAGAAAAAAGCGUUACCUCGCACCGCCCGUCAUGCCAAACGACUGACCUUAAACUUCCCCAUCAACUUGAACGAACCUGAAACAUCCGAUUCCAACGUCACCUCUCCCGGUUCCAUAACCCCAGUCACACAGUCCGCAACUCGCCCCUCCCCCGCUCAGCCCCCGGGAACUCCUAUGGCAUUUGAUGUCCCCGAUGAUGGCUAUGAUUUCCUGCGAGCCAUUGCCUCGCAGGAACGGAAGGUCAUGGAGCUCCGCGAGGAGCUCACACGAGCCGAGGCAGACCUAGUGACAAUCAAGAGGCAAUGGGCACUAUCUGAGAAGUCCAGAAAGCGAGCGGAGAUCAACCACGCGGAGCCAUUAAUGCCACUCCGAUCACCUGAUCCCGCAACACCCGAAGUUUCGAGUUCACAUGGCCGGGAACAGAGCAUGAGCUCAGUUACAAGCUCUACGGUAUCACAGGAACGGGUGAGCCGAGAUCUAGACAGACGGGCUAGUGUGCGUGCUGCCGCCGCACCAGGAACCAAGAUUGGGAGUAGUGGUCGGCGAGUGUUUCAUGGCACACAUACACGGACUUUGUCUCUUUUGUCGCCAGUCUCCGGUCCCUGCACUUCUUCCCGAGAACCAGGUCUCUCAAAUGAACGCGUGGGUCGCACUCCGCGGUCUGCAACAUUACCAUCAGUCGACCGUAAUAAUGCAGCCAUGAUGAGUGCACAACUAGAUGAGAGUCAGGUACCAGAACAUCUGCUCGCACAGUGGCAAAAGACUCUUCCUCCCCCUUCGCGGGAGGCCUUGGUGCGCACAGGCAAACAAAUGGCAUCCGAUCUCCGCGAGGGUCUGUGGACAUUUUUGGAAGAUAUCCGACAAGCUACAGUGGGCGAGGAAGGGAUCAACGGCACACAAACAAGAACCUCACCAUCUAAUUCAUUGGCACCACCAAAUGGUCGCAAGCGGGAUUCGUUGGCGACAUCUCGAAGUCGAGAACGGUUGUUAGCGGACGGCAAGCUAUCACGAUCAUCGUCGUCGUCUUCGCGGGGGAGGGGGCCAGCGGCCGAGACAAAAACUGGUAAAGACACCAAGCCGGCGGAAAUUUCCACAUCUUUCUGGAACGAAUUCGGCAUUGAUACACCCGCUCAGAAGUCUCCGAGCGCUCCGCGCACCCCCUCCGGCAACAAAGCCGCCAACCGAAACGGGGCGAACGAAGCCGAACCGCGCGACCAGCUCUCCAGUAAUUCAAUCGACGCGCAAGAUGAAGAUCUCGACAACUGGGAUAGCUGGGACACGCCCCUAUCCGAGAAGAAGACGCACACGCCCUCGUCGAGCCGAUCAACAGUCGCAUCCAAACAUGAUCACUCACCCACCACACAGGGUAGCAGCCCUCGAACCAGCGCUAGCUUUGGCGAUCUGAACCCGGCUUCCUCUGGACUCGAUCCUAGUGCCUCCGAAGGCAUUCCCUGGCCUGCAAUUACCAAGUUGGCCCCCUCAAAGCUUCAACGGACUGCAUCCAAUUUGAUGGCAGAAUGGGAGCGCUCACUGUCACCUUCUCCAGAGCGAAAUGCCUCUCCUUCGCUCAGCCGCAAGGACAGCAAGAAGGACUAG